UUUAUCUGAUUCCCAUCUCUUUAGCAGCUUAGGAGUAUUCUGCGAAGUAAGUGAACCGAACCUCUUGAGAGGGAAGACGGAGUUUCUGAUGAUUCCUUGGAUGAUACUUCUCUGCAGCAGCUUCUGAAGACUCCAAGAAGCAGGCAAGGGAAACUUAUUGAAAGGGAGAUGCUGUUUCAUAUGAUUCAUUGGAUGAGAAUCAUCUUCAACUAAAUAAGUGCCUUAGAAUCAGAAAAAAGAAAGCCAAGACACUGCAACAAAUAAAACACAAAAUUUCUCAGAAUGUGAAACAAGGGAAAUGUAGGACAACAAAACAAGUAGUCUCUCAGCAAGUGAAACAAGGGACUCUUGAGAAUCGUAACGCCAAAAUGAAGCAACGUUGUAGACAGUGCGAUUCAUAUGUUGAAGAUGAGAUAGGUGAACCCAGCACACACCUUAGGAAAAGAAUCAGAAAGAGUCCAAAAGAGUCGGAAACAAAACUGAAAGAGAAGAAGCAAGCGGGUAAGAAGAAAGUGAAGAAUGCUUCAAACUCAAAAACUCUAGCAGGUCAAGACACUGCAGAAGUAAGAGAUGAGGAACCGGAGUAUCAGUGUGACAUGGAAGGUUGCAUCAUGAGUUUUAGCUCAAAACAAGAGCUGAUCUUGCACAAAAGGAACAUUUGUCCUGUAAAAGGGUGUGAGAAGUUCUUCUCACACAAAUAUCUGGUGCAGCAUCGUCAAGUUCAAAUGUAUGACCAACCUCUUGAAUGCCCUUGGAAAGGUUGCAAGAGGACAUUCUAGUGGGCAUGGGCUUGAACCAAACACAUCAGGGUUCACGUGGGUGCUUGUCCUUAUGUGUGUGCUGAGGAAGGAUGUGGGCAGACAUUUUGGUUUGUGUCAGAUUUCAGUUGUCACAAACGAAAAACCGGUCCUUCAACAAAACAAUUGCUUGGAUCUUGA
Gossypium arboreum is the source of this 938-nucleotide messenger RNA. Its product is annotated as lysine-specific demethylase REF6-like. The transcript has 3 exons. Gene Ontology annotation, biological process: regulation of transcription by RNA polymerase II. Lineage: Eukaryota; Viridiplantae; Streptophyta; Magnoliopsida; Malvales; Malvaceae. Gene Ontology annotation, molecular function: RNA polymerase II cis-regulatory region sequence-specific DNA binding; DNA-binding transcription factor activity, RNA polymerase II-specific. Gene Ontology annotation, cellular component: nucleus. The record is from RefSeq and is a predicted model, not a curated record.